Molecule: messenger RNA, 5236 nt
Organism: Coregonus clupeaformis (lake whitefish)
Lineage: Eukaryota; Metazoa; Chordata; Actinopteri; Salmoniformes; Salmonidae
Product: zinc finger SWIM domain-containing protein 6-like
Exons: 14
Coding region: 89-3493 (1134 amino acids)
Cellular component (GO): Cul2-RING ubiquitin ligase complex
Source: RefSeq, a predicted model, not a curated record
ACAAUCGAUUCAAGCGUAACCUUUUCCCUUCCUUAUCGCGUUUAUAUGGUACAUUGACUUCCACCGUCGAUGUUAAAGCAGUGCUAUCAUGGCGGAGCGCGUUCAGCAGCCCCCAGCCAAACGGCUCUGCUGUAGACCGGGUUAUAACACGAAUUGUAGACAGGGACAACAGGCCGGGGGUACGUUAUGUGGCGGUUCGGGUGUGGCCCAAGGCGGGUCGAGCAAAACCCAGACCCCGGAGUCUCUGUUGGACAUCUCGGCCCGGAAAGUGGCCGAGAAGUGGCCGUUUCAACGGGUAGAGGAGCGCUUCGAACGGAUCCCGGAGCCUGUACAGAGACGGAUCGUUUACUGGUCUUUCCCAAGGAGUGAACGGGAGAUCUGCAUGUAUUCUUCGUUCAGUACAGGGGGAGAGGAGAGUGGAACUAGCGGGGAAAAUAGUGAUGAGACGCGGCUGCCUUUCAGACGAGGCAUCGCUCUUUUGGAGAGCGGCUGUGUGGACAACGUAUUGCAAGUCGGAUUCCACCUCAGCGGAACGGUAACAGAACCGGCCACGCCGUCGGAACCCGAGCUCGUCUGCAGCGUGAGUGUCAGCUUCGACCGCUGCAAGAUCACAGCGGUCACGUGCGGCUGUGGUAACAAGGACAUCUUCUACUGCGCCCACGUGGUAGCGCUGGCCCUGUACCGCGUACGGAAGCCCGACCAGGUCAAACUGCACCUGCCCAUCUCAGAGACACUGUUCCAGAUGAAUAGAGACCAGUUGCAGAAGUUUGUCCAGUACCUGAUAACAGUACACCACACGGAGGUGCUGCCCACUGCUCAGAAACUAGCUGACGAGAUUCUGUCUACAAACUCUGAGAUCAACCAGGUCCAUGGAGCCCCGGACCCCACGGCAGGGGCCAGUGUAGAUGAUGAGAACUGCUGGCACCUGGAUGAGGAGCAGGUCCAGGAGCAGGUGAAACUCUUCCUCUCACAGGGAGGAUACCACGGCUCUGGGAAACAACUCAACCUGCUGUUGAGCAAGGUGAGAGAGAUGUUGAAGAUGCGUGACACCAACGGUGCCAGGAUGUUAACGCUGAUCACAGAACAGUUUAUGGGCGACCCUCGCCUGGCACUGUGGAGACAACAGGGAACAACCAUGACCGACAAAUACAGACAGCUGUGGGAUGAGCUAGGUACCCUGUGGAUGUGUAUUGUGCUGAACCCCCACUGUAAGUCGGAGCAGAAGUGUGUGUGGCUGAGACAGCUGAGACGGUGGAACAGCGUCGAUGUGUGUCCAUGGGAGGACGGAAACCACGGCAACGAACUACCCAACCUCACACACGCACUACCGCACGGCAACCCAGACUUGUCGUCUCGUCCUCACAGGACAGUGUUUACGAGGGCCAUCGAGGCCUGUGACCUGCACUGGCAGGACACACAUCUGCAGCGCAUCAUCACACAUGACCUCUACACACACACACACUCACACUGUCCCCACGACAACCACGGAAGUGGAGGGGCACUGUUUGACACCAGCGGCUGGCCCCUCUGGCACGAGCACGUCCCUACAGCGUGUGCGAGGGUUGACGCGCUGCGGUCACAUGGUUAUCCCAGAGAAGCCUUGCGAUUGGCCAUUGCUAUUGUCAACACACUCAAACGGCAGCAACAGAAACAACUACAGCUCCUCCGCAGCCUCAAAAAAGAGCUGCUCCAUAAAGGCAUGACAUCAGUCACUAACAUGGAGGGCUGGGUGGGCCACCCCCUGGACCCUAUAGGCACUCUGUUCAGCACCCUGCUGGACACGGGUCGGGGAGACGAGGAGGGGGGCAACGCCUUCCUAGACUUCUCAGGCUCUGUGAGUUCAGCCAAAAGGUCGGAGCCUCACCUCUUCCCAGUGCAUCACUUCCUGGACGAUGGCCAAUCGUUCAUAGCACUGGCUGUAGAGACGGCGCUGAUUGGCUUAGGGCAGCAGAGGGUGAUGCCCGACGGCCUAUAUGCCCAGGAGAAGGUGUGUCGCAACGAAGAGCAGCUAUUGGCUAAGCUCCAGGAAGUGGAACUGAACGACACGCUGGUCAAGAUCUUCCGCAAGCAAGCAGUCUUCCUGCUAGAGGCUGGACCAUACAGUGGUCUAGGAGAGUUGCUCUACAGAGAGAGUGUUCCCAUGCAUACCUUCGCCAAGUAUCUCUUCACCUCCCUACUACCUCACGACGCUGAACUGGCGUACAAAAUUGCACUGAGAGCCAUGAGGUUACCGGUCCUGGAAACCAUGGCUCCAUCAGGUGAUCUGUCCAGACCUCACCAUAUAGUGUCUAUGGUCCCUAACCGCUACCCUCGCUGGUUCACUCUGUCUCAUAUAGAGUCACAACAAUGUGAACUGGCCUCCACCAUGCUCACCGCAGCCAAAGGUGAUGGGCGGAAGUUAGAAACAGUGUUAGAGUCCAUCCAGAAGAACAUCCACUCCUCAUCUCACAUCUUCAAACUGGCUCAGGACGCCUUCAAGAUCGCUACUCUGAUGGACAGCCUGCCAGACCUCACACUGCUCAAGGUCUCUCUGGAGCUGGGCCUUCAGGUGAUGAGAAUGACUCUGUCCACGUUGAAUUGGAGGAGGAGGGAGAUGGUCCGGUGGCUGGUCACCUGUGCCACAGAAGUUGGUGUGUAUGCAUUGGACAGCAUCAUGCAGAGUUGGUUCACCCUGUUCACCCCGACCGAGGCCACCAGCAUCGUGGCCACCACCGUCAUGUCCAACACCACCAUCGUCCGGCUGCACCUGGACUGUCACCAGCAGGAGAACCUGGCCUCCUCCGCCCGGACCCUGGCCCUGCAGUGUGCUAUGAAGGACCCCCAGAACUGUGCCCUCUCCGCCCUCACCCUCUGCGAGAAGGACCACAUCGCCUUCGAGACGGCCUACCAGAUCGUGUUGGACGCGGCCGUCACGGGGAUGAGCUACACACAGCUGUUUACGAUAGCCAGGUACAUGGAGCACAGAGGAUAUCCCAUGAGGGCGUACAAACUGGCCACGUUAGCCAUGGCCCACCUUAACCUCAGCUACAACCAGGAUACCCACCCGGCUAUCAACGACGUGCUGUGGGCCUGUGCUCUGAGCCACUCCCUGGGGAAGAAUGAGCUGGCUGCAGUCAUCCCCCUGGUGGUGAAGAGUGUGAAGUGCGCCACGGUGCUGUCAGACAUUUUGAGACGGUGCACGUUGACCACACCGGGCAUGGUGGCGCUGCACAGCCGCAGGAACUCUGGGAAGCUGAUGUCGCUGGACAAGGCUCCGCUUAGGCAGCUGCUGGAUGCCACCAUCGGGGCCUACAUCAACACUACGCACUCUCGCCUCACACACAUCAGCCCACGCCACUACAGCGAGUUCAUAGAGUUCCUCAGUAAGGCCAGAGAGACAUUCCUCAUGGCCCAGGACGGACACAUCCAGUUCACACAGUUCAUAGACAACCUUAAACAGAUCUACAAGGGCAAGAAGAAACUCAUGAUGCUCGUACGGGAGAGGUUCGGUUGACGAAAGACUCAACAAUAAACUUAAAAACUAUUGUGAUUGGUCGAUGGAUCUAUUGAGAUGGAGAUGGAGACCGAUCACGCCCCCUUUUACUUGAUUCUGCCUUUGUAUCCUUUUUAACUUAAAAAGUGACAGAAAAACGGAAAACGGAAAGAAAAAACUGAAAACAACAAAAAGGAAUCGACUAAAAACAAACAACAAAAGGCCACAUCGGUAUUAAUGUGUAUAGACCCUAUUUAGUUCACAUACAAGCAAACAAAAAAGACAAUUGUCAUGUUGUGGAAGUGUGUGUGUCCCUUUAUGUAUAAAGACGGUGUGUAAGAGAGAGAGAACUAAAGAGAAAAAUAAAAUAUUUUGGUUUACACUGAGUAUAUGUUGUCCAGUGGCGAGAUGUCCACAUAGCACUCCUGUCCCCCUCUGUUAAAUGCUCACAGCUCAAAGAGACAAUGAGACAAACACGGCUUAAAACCAAACAGAGCAACUCCAUUAGACGUGACAGUACCUCGUACGGACCCAGCUUUACUCCCCCCUUGUCCUUGUCCUUACCCCUUCCUCAACCCUCCCUCCCCCACUCAGUGUAGUCAGUGUGUGUGUUAACAGUUAAAAAACAACACAAACAAACAGUUCACUAUUACUUCACAAUUUCUUCUUCUGUUUUUCUUUAUUUCUUGUUUCAUUUCUCUUUAGUAACAGGGAUCACCAACUCCAGGCUGACUCUGCUAUGGCUUUAGUAACAGGAAUCACCAACUCCAGGCUGACUGUCUGCUAUGGCUUUAGUAACAGGAAUCACCAACUCCAGGCUGACUGUCUGCUAUGGCUUUAGUAACAGGAAUCACCAACUCCAGGCUGACUGUCUGCUAUGGCUUUAGUAACAGGAAUCACCAACUCCAGGCUGACUGUCUGCUAUGGCUUUAGUAACAGGGAUCACCAACUCCAGGCUGACUGUCUGCUAUGGCUUUAGUAACAGGAAUCACCAACUCCAGGCUGACUGUCUGCUAUGGCUUUAGUAACAGGAAUCACCAACUCCUGGCUUACUCUGCUAUGGCUUUAGUAACAGGAAUCACCAACUCCAGGCUGACUGUCUGCUAUGGCUUUAGUAACAGGAAUCACCAACUCCAGGCUGACUGUCUGCUAUAGCUUUAGUAACAGGGAUCACCAACUCCAGGCUGACUGUCUGCUAUGGCUUUAGUAACAGGAAUCACCAACUCCAGGCUGACUGUCUGCUAUGGCUUUAGUAACAGGAAUCACCAACUCCAGGCUGACUGUCUGCUAUGGCUUUAGUAACAGGAAUCACCAACUCCAGGCUGACUGUCUGCUAUGGCUUUAGUAACAGGGAUCACCAACUCCAGGCUGACUGUCUGCUAUGGCUUUAGUAACAGGAAUCACCAACUCCAGGCUGACUGUCUGCUAUGGCUUUAGUAACAGGAAUCACCAACUCCAGGCUGACUGUCUGCUAUGGCUUUAGUAACAGGAAUCACCAACUCCAGGCUGACUCUGCUAUGGCUUUAGUAACAGGAAUCACCAACUCCAGGCUGACUCUGCUAUGGCUUUAGUAACAGGAAUCACCAACUCCAGGCUGACUGUCUGCUAUGGCUUUAGUAACAGGAAUCACCAACUCCAGGCUGACUCUGCUAUGGCUUUGCAGUGUUGUUUACCCUGAUGCUUUAGACACAUGCAGAAACACACACACACACACACACACACACUAAACAAGCACACAUACAGUGAGGGAAAAAAGUAUUUGAU